Molecule: messenger RNA, 1331 nt
Organism: Mycetomoellerius zeteki
Lineage: Eukaryota; Metazoa; Arthropoda; Insecta; Hymenoptera; Formicidae
Product: probable serine hydrolase
Exons: 6
Coding region: 345-1286 (313 amino acids)
Cellular component (GO): membrane
Source: RefSeq, a predicted model, not a curated record
GGAGCUGGUCAAUUGCAUGAGUCCUACCGUUUUUUCUCAAUAGAAUUAUUGAGCAAAUACCGACGAUUAUACUCUAUAAAUAAAAACCAAGAGAAUAAUCACUCCUUUUUUUAAUCGAAUUCUGAAAUAUGUGCUCGUCAUCGGUAGUGAUAUAUAUUUAAGAAGUGAUGAUUACGAAAUCGUCGCACUCGAAGAGAAACAGGUGACGAGAAUAACGUUCUCUCUCUCGAAGACAGAUUCACGGCAAUUACAGGUUAUACCUUCAAAUACAUAAAUAUCUUUACUGACGAAACACGUAGGAUCCGCGGGUUUUCAAGAGUUUCAAGCAAACAUCAGCUGUUGACAUGGAUGCCAAGGAGAAAAAGAACUUAGCCGAAGGAACUGCGAAUGGAUACAAGAAAGAAGAUGUCAAGGAAAUACAAAUACCGAUGCCAUGGGGCCACGUCAGAGGAAAAUGGUGGGGACCGGCAAAUAAGCAGCCUAUAGUGGCAAUACAUGGCUGGCAGGACAAUUCAGGAACUUUUGACAAGUUGGCACAAUUAUUGUCAAAUAAUAUAGCUAUACUGAGUAUAGAUCUGCCUGGUCACGGCAUUUCUUCUCAUCUACCACUCGGACAGUUCUACUAUCUAUUUUGGGAUGGGGUUCUUACACUACGUAGAAUUGUUAAAUAUUACAAGUGGAACAAGGUUAAACUUCUUGGGCACUCAUUGGGUGGUGCUAUAUCAUUUCUGUAUGCAGCAUCAUAUCCAAAUGAAGUCGAUUUUCUUAUAAGUUUGGAUAUUGCUAGUCCGAGCGUAAGGGAUGUCAAGAAAACAGCUGCAAGCACCGGAGAAUAUAUUGACAGAUUUUUGAAAUAUGAAUUAUUAACAUUGGACAAUGUACCAUCUUAUGAAUAUGACGAAAUGUUGAAAAUAGUAGAAAAAGCAUAUGAUGGAUCUAUAACAAAGGAAGGAGCAGAAAUAUUAAUGAAACGUGGUAUGCAGCCAGCGUAUAAAAAGGACAAAUAUUAUUUUUCUCGUGAUCCAAGAUUAAAGGUUUCCCUUUUAGGUCUAUUAUCUCUAGAUUUAAUACUUGAAUAUGCAUCUCAGAUAAAAUGUGCUUACCUCAACAUCCGUGCUAUUCCUGGAAUGAAAUUGGAACAGCCUGAAAAUUAUCAGAAAAUAUUAGACAUCAUAAAAGUAGGAGCUAGAAAAUUUGAGUAUCAUGAGGUGACAGGCACGCAUCACGUACAUUUGAAUGAGCCUGAAAAAAUUGCGCCUAUAAUCAAGAAUUUUUUACAAAUUUAAUAGUAAUAUUAUUUAGUUAAGUAUAUACAUACUAAUGAAUAUUAU